This is a messenger RNA of Bipolaris victoriae FI3, 768 nucleotides long. RefSeq lists its product as hypothetical. NCBI's taxonomy places the organism in Eukaryota, Fungi, Ascomycota, Dothideomycetes, Pleosporales, Pleosporaceae. The transcript has 4 exons. Bases 1 to 768 code for a protein of 255 amino acids. The record is from RefSeq and is a predicted model, not a curated record.
AUGGCGCCAGGUAUCAUGUGGGUCUCAUCGCGAAUUACGUAUCCGGAGCGGCUUUCGGUGGAUAAGUAUUCGGAUUGGUAUGAGAAUGAUCAUAUCAAAGAUGUCCUCAAAUUGCCUGGUGCUGUAGCCGCAGUGAGGUACCAAGCUAUGGAACGCCCAGUAAAGGAUGGAGGGGAGGAAAAGACGUAUAGUAGUGAGAUGCCUUGGUUGGUAGUCUACGAACUCCCGGACAUGGUGGGGUUUCGCGAAUCGGACGGGUUCAAGGAUAUCGCUCAACGCAAUCCGCCGACCAAACAGGAAAUUGAGACUAUCUACGAGAAUGUGCAGUUUUCUGUUCGGUUCUACGAGCAAGUGCAGAUUUUUGAGGGUGAAAAGGCGAAGGAGAAUGGCCCCGCAAAAUUCAUCAUUUCGGGCGCUCUCGAGCCCCCCUCCGACACCGCUUCCACCGCCGAUUUUGACAAAUGGUACCGCGAAGAGCAUAUCCCCCUGCUCUCCCGCAUGCCGGGCUUCAUUCGCUCACGGCGCUACGAGGUCAAGACUGCGUACACGCUCAACCAGCUUCAGCCCUCGGAUGAUAUGGGGAAAGUGCCAAAGUACUACGCGCUGCAUGAAUUUGCGAGUGAGGAGCUGCCGUGGAAGCAGAUUGAGGAGAGCGUGAGUACAGAAUGGUCAAAGAGAGUUAUGGGGAGUGUACAGAAGGCGGAGGGGGGAUGGUACAAGGUUAAGAGGGUUUAUCCUGAGAGUGAGUGGGGAAGUGUGGGAAAUUAA